AGAAUAGAAAUAUUGACCUUUCCUUGCCUGUGUCUCCUUCCUUUCAGAGUGGAAGAUGGCCCUUUACCAACCUGCGGACGUGAUUCUGGAUCCGGACACCGCGCACCCCAACCUCCUCAUUUCUGAGGAUCAGAGGAGCCUGAACUAUACAGAUGCACGGAAGAGCCUGCCAGACAACCCCAGGAGAUUUCAAGAUCGUUUCUGUGUGCUGGGCCGUGAGAGCUUCACGUCAGGCAGACACUUCUGGGAGGUGGAGGUGGGGGACAGGAAACAGUGGCAUUUAGGGUUGUGUAGGGAGAACGUGGAGAGAAAAUAUUAUGCUACAAUAUCACCGGAGAAUGGAUUCUGGACAAUAGCACUGUCGGGUGGGCAUGAAUUCCAUGCUCGAACGGAUCCCCGGAGCAAACUCACAGUUGCCAACCCUCUUAAAAGAGUGGGGGUUUUCCUGGACUGUGAGAUGCGGGAGGUCUCAUUCUAUGAUGCCAUCGAUGGAUCACACAUCUUCACCUUCCAACAAGCUUCCUUCUCUGGGCCUCUGUGGCCUUUUUUCAGGAUUUGGUCACAUGAGUCCUCUGCCUUGACCGUUUGCCCAGCACCAAAAGGAGUGAGGAGUUCUAUUGUGUCUGACCCACUGCCUGGCCCUUCCCUGGAGACCCCAGUGGCCUCAGGCUCAGCUAAUGGCAAUGAGGACCCCAGGAGGAAGUAAUAGG
Myotis davidii is the source of this 710-nucleotide messenger RNA. Its product is annotated as butyrophilin subfamily 3 member A3-like. The record is from RefSeq and is a predicted model, not a curated record. Bases 56 to 706 code for a protein of 216 amino acids. Lineage: Eukaryota; Metazoa; Chordata; Mammalia; Chiroptera; Vespertilionidae. The transcript is spliced from 2 exons. Gene Ontology annotation, molecular function: protein binding.